Messenger RNA from Solanum stenotomum, 1823 nucleotides. RefSeq names its product wax ester synthase/diacylglycerol acyltransferase 11-like. Gene Ontology annotation, biological process: triglyceride biosynthetic process. Gene Ontology annotation, cellular component: plasma membrane. The record is from RefSeq and is a predicted model, not a curated record. Gene Ontology annotation, molecular function: long-chain-alcohol O-fatty-acyltransferase activity; diacylglycerol O-acyltransferase activity. Lineage: Eukaryota; Viridiplantae; Streptophyta; Magnoliopsida; Solanales; Solanaceae. Bases 69 to 1628 code for a protein of 519 amino acids. The transcript has 8 exons.
AAACAAACCAAAAAAGUGACAAGAUCAAAGUAUAGUACACACAUAUUACUUUCUCUUAGAAAAAAAAAAUGGAGUCACUCAUGGGUGAAGGAUUAAGAAGCAGAUCAUCAGGUUUAAAACCAAUAGAAACAAAGAGGAAAGGGGGAAUCGAAGAGUACGAUAUGGUGACCGUGGAAGACGAGCCAUUGAGUCCAAUGGCUCGUCUUUUCCAAGAUAGGAAGUUCGAUGUCCAUGCCGUUGCGUUUAUGGCUUUCAAAACUCGAAUCUCACCACAGCCUGUGAAGGAAAAGUUGGUGCAUACUUUGCUUAAGCAUCCUCGUUUCACUAGCUUGAUGGUUGUGGAUGAAGAAAAUUUAACAGACAUGAAAUGGGUCCAAACAAAGAUUGAUUUGGACCAACAUAUUAUAAUUGUUGAAGUAGAUGAAACUCAGAUGGAAUCACCCGACAAGUUUGUGGAGGAUUAUAUUUACAAUCUUAGCAAAACAAGCCUCGAUAGAUCAAAGCCACUUUGGGACCUUCACAUUAUCAAUGUCAAAACUCAUCAAGCAGAGUCUGUGGUUGUGUUUAGGGUUCACCAUUCUCUUGGUGAUGGCACCUCCCUUAUUUCUCUUCUGCUCGCGUGCACUCGCCAAACUGCUGAUGAUCUCAAACUUCCUACCAUUCCCACCAAGAAAAGGAGGCCUACUCCUUCAGGUUAUUCAGCAAAGGAAGGGUUGUGGCGAUUGUUGGGAAAUUUUUGGCUUUUCAUAGUAAUGUUUGUGAAUACUGCAGUGGAUGUUUUCUUGUUCAUCAUCACAACCAUGUUCCUCAAGGAUACCAAAACACCAAUCAGCGCCCCGCCUAAUUUCGAGUCUAAUAAUGCUAGACGAAUCGUUCAUCGGAUAAUCAGUCUGGAUGAUUUGAAGUUUGUGAAAAAUGCUAUGAAUGUUACUAUAAAUGAUGUUGCCCUAGGAUUAACACAAGCUGGUUUAUCUCAAUAUCUUAAUAGGAGAUAUGCUAUUGGUGGAAAAGACAAGGGAGCAACAGAGAGAAGCAAUAAUCUUCCCAAUGGCAUUCGACUUCGGUCUUGUCUUUGUUUUAACCUAAGAUCCUCUGCAGGAAUUGAAGAUCUAGCCAAUAUGAUGGAGAAUGGAAGCAAAGGGAAGCGGGGUUGGGGAAAUUGGUUUGGUUACGCGUUGUUACCAUUCAAGAUUGCACUGCGAGAUAAUCCUUUAGACUAUGUGAAAGAAGCUAAAGCGACAGUUGAUCGCAAGAAGCGAUCCUUUGAAGCUUUGUCCACUUUGAUCAUGGCCGAAUUACUUAUCAAGUUUUUUGGGAUCAAGGUAGCUACAGAGGUGACUUGCAAAGGAUUCUCAAAUUCAACAAUAUGUUUCACCAACUUGGUUGGACCACAAGAGGAAAUUGGGUUCUGUGGCUACCCCAUUACUUAUUUUGCUCCAAGUGCUUAUGGGCAGCCAAGUGCAUUGAUGAUCAAUUUCCAAAGCUAUAUCAACAAGAUGAUUAUCGUCGUAUCUGUUGAUGAAAAUGCUAUACCUGAUCCACAUCAAUUGCUUGAUGAUUUUGAAGAUUCUCUUAAUCUCAUAAAGAAUGCUGUCAUAGAAAAAGGGCUUGUUAAGAAUCUGAAAUGAUCAAGAAAUCCAACCAAAUUAUGAAGUUAAGGUUGUAUUAGUAACUCUACUUUUUCGAAUAAUUCACCAGCACUUGUGUACUGCUGCAGUAAUUCUCUUUCCUAAUGCUUUCAACUUGAUAUUGAAGGACAUGGUACUUUGUAAACUACAUUUUAAUUUAUGGCAUUCAUAUCAAUGUAUUACAAUUUAUGGAAA